CAUACAUCAACAACACCCCAUUCACUUACAAAGCUUUUUCUUUUUCAGUGCUUCAUUCUACAACAUUGCAAUGGCCGCUUCCACCAUGGCUCUCUCUUCGCCAUCAUUGGCUGGACAAGCCAUAAAGCUGUCUCCUUCCACCUCGGAACUCUCCGGUGGAAGGAUUUCGAUGAGGAAGGCGGCCUCCAAGUCGGUUUCCUCUGGAAGCCCAUGGUACGGCCCAGACCGUGUGAAGUACCUGGGCCCAUUCUCGGGUGAGGCUCCUUCUUACCUGACGGGGGAAUUCCCAGGUGACUAUGGGUGGGACACUGCCGGGCUUUCUGCUGACCCGGAGACAUUUGCUCGUAACCGUGAACUGGAAGUGAUUCACUCUCGAUGGGCGAUGUUGGGGGCUUUGGGGUGUGUGUUCCCUGAACUGUUGGCCCGGAACGGUGUGAAGUUCGGGGAGGCGGUGUGGUUCAAGGCUGGGUCUCAGAUAUUCAGUGAGGGUGGGCUUGACUACUUGGGCAACCCAAGCCUGAUCCAUGCACAGAGCAUCCUUGCCAUCUGGGCCACACAGGUGAUAUUGAUGGGUGCAGUGGAGGGUUACCGCAUUGCCGGUGGGCCUUUGGGUGAGGUGACUGACCCAAUCUACCCGGGUUGGAGCUUCGACCCAUUGGGCCUUGCUGAUGACCCAGAGGCCUUUGCUGAAUUGAAGGUGAAAGAGUUGAAGAAUGGGAGAUUGGCCAUGUUCUCCAUGUUUGGUUUCUUCGUUCAAGCCAUUGUCACUGGCAAGGGACCUUUGGAGAACCUCGCCGAUCACCUUGCCGACCCCGUCAACAACAACGCCUGGGCCUACGCCACCAACUUUGUCCCUGGAAAGUGAGAGAACUUGCAUAUGAGACUUAUAAUUUCAUUUUGUUAUCUGGUUUGUGUAGUCUUAUAUUGAUUAUGCUCUUAAUUUAACACAUAAUUCGAUAUAUAUCAAUUAAAAGUGUUAAUUGAAUAAUA
Molecule: messenger RNA, 990 nt
Organism: Vigna umbellata (rice bean)
Lineage: Eukaryota; Viridiplantae; Streptophyta; Magnoliopsida; Fabales; Fabaceae
Product: chlorophyll a-b binding protein, chloroplastic-like
Biological process (GO): photosynthesis, light harvesting
Cellular component (GO): membrane
Source: RefSeq, a predicted model, not a curated record